Messenger RNA from Cercopithifilaria johnstoni, 1446 nucleotides. The record is from the annotation of a GenBank genome assembly. Lineage: Eukaryota; Metazoa; Nematoda; Chromadorea; Rhabditida; Onchocercidae.
AUGACAAUGUCAUCGGCACAGUGUUUUUGGUUUAUUUUACUUUUUCAAACAAUUGAACAUUCAAAAUCGUGUGUCGAUAUAGUUUUCGUUUUGGAUGGUUCCGGUAGCGUUAAACAAGAAUUCGAGCAAAUGAUCAGCAUGACCAAUGAUGUGGCAAAGCAAUUUGAUAUCGAGAAAAAAGGACAUCGGAUAGCAAUUUUGGAAUUUAGUAGCAAAGCAAUCCUCACUAAAUGGCUGCGAUAUCCUUUCGAUCAGAUUAAGACAAAUGAUGAAAUGGAAAAAGUGAUCCAGAACUUAUCUCAUAUCCGAGGGACAACAGAUACAGGGCGAGCUCUCGGUGUUGUACUUCAUGAAUUUCUGCCUCAAGCUCGACCUGGCUCGCCAUUUUUGGUAUUUGUAAUCACUGAUGGUUACUACAGAGAUUCUGAGGAAGCGCAGCGGAACGUGGCAAGACUUGUCGCUAAACCGAAUGUUCAACUUUUUGUUGCAACUGUUUCAAAGCUACACAACAUGCGAGGCUUAUUAAUUCUUGUUAACAAUGACUCAUCACAUAUCGUAAUGCAGAAUGCCUCCCGGAAUAUAUUAAAGCCAUAUAGUGAAUGCUUCGGUUUGAAAACUUCCUUCAUUCAGAAGAAGACUACCCUACCUUUUAUCCCCAUUGCAACCAAACGUCGAAUAAAUGAAAUGAAAAAUCUUAAAAAAGCAAAACCUUCUCAAAAGUUGGGAUCGAAAAAUGAGACUCCUGCUAAACUUAAUUUUCGAUCAGUUCGUUUUGUUGACAUACGUUCUAUUAGGACUAAUAAUAUCAGCACUAAUAAUAUCGCCACCUUAUCAGCAAUAUCUACUCGUACAACUAGAAAUAUUCCGGUAAAAAUGAAAAUCAAACCAGAAUGUUUGCUAGACGUUGUAUUUUUGAUGGAUUUCUCCGGGGGAGCAUCAGAUAAACGCGACAUUUACAUUGAUUAUGUGUCAAACCUUAUAAGGUCUCUAAAUCUUAAUCAGACAUCUGCACAUGUAGCUGCGAUAUAUUAUUCGGGUCCGAAACGUGCACGUACGCAAUUUCAUUUACGUAAACACAGUACAGCGGAAGAAGCUAUCAAAGAUUUACAUCAAACACCAUCAAAUGGUGGUACAACACAUACCGGUGAAGCUAUUUACUAUGCAAUCAAUGAAUUCGAUGAAAAAUUUGGUGCAAGAAAGGAUGCUAGAAAAAUGAUGAUUAUUUUUACUGAUGGACAUUCACAAGACGAUACAACAGGAGCAAGUCAAGCAGCUCAUAGUAGAGGUAUAGAGUUGAAAGCGGUAUAUGUGGAAGAUGAGAAUGUACCGCCUGAUACGAAACAAAUUAUUGCCAUCACUGGAGAUCCAUCAGAUACAUGUUCCUCCAAAGACUUCAAGAAACUUCAAUCUCUUUUUGAUGAGUAUUCCCGACGAUGCAUAUUGUAG